AUGAGCUUUGCGUGCCUGGUGUGCCACAGUGUAGAGAGCCCUUCACACUCGUUUAGAAGCUACUCUGUUUCAAGCUCAGACAACGAAGGAAGAUGCUCCGUGAUCGCGAGCUGCCUCACGAGGAAUUCACUCAUCCAAGCUGCAAGAUCCAACACUUUCCCUGCAUCUUCCUCAAAGGUCACACCGCAACCCAAUUUCCAGGCAGGUAAUCUGAUGAUAACGGAAGGAGCCUCGCCGAGGUUAGUGCGAAGCCGUGCUGUGAGGAGAGACAUUGUCAGAGACUGGAACUUCAACGAAAAUUGA
Microthlaspi erraticum is the source of this 303-nucleotide messenger RNA. Lineage: Eukaryota; Viridiplantae; Streptophyta; Magnoliopsida; Brassicales; Brassicaceae. The record is from the annotation of a GenBank genome assembly.